Scomber japonicus (chub mackerel) is the source of this 2890-nucleotide messenger RNA. RefSeq names its product solute carrier family 30 member 5 (gene slc30a5). Gene Ontology annotation, biological process: zinc ion transport; transmembrane transport; intracellular zinc ion homeostasis. Gene Ontology annotation, molecular function: zinc ion transmembrane transporter activity. Gene Ontology annotation, cellular component: membrane; Golgi apparatus. The record is from RefSeq and is a predicted model, not a curated record. Lineage: Eukaryota; Metazoa; Chordata; Actinopteri; Scombriformes; Scombridae. The transcript is spliced from 16 exons. The coding region runs from base 412 to 2775 and encodes 787 amino acids.
UGCUGCUGCUUUUUGACCAGCUUGGAUGCUUUAUCCUUUAACUACGGAAUUAAGUUGUUAUUAUGGGACACUCAACCUAAACAGUUUUAUUUAUCUUCCUCUAACUAAACUACCCCGUGUAUUAAUGUGACGUACACUGUCCACAGAGGACGUGCCGCUGCUAGAAACUUUGUAUAAAAUCUGACUAACGUUAGCAUGCUAGCAGGCUAAGAGAGCUGGCAGCUGACUGAAGCUUUGAGCUUAUUUACAGCUUAUUUUAUAAACUUGUGAAAGUAUAACGGGAGAAUGAAUGACAGCCAGAACAAACCUUUUCCUGGUUUCCACCGGUAAAUGGACUAAGCUUAGUUUAACUGUUUAGAUAACAGUUAUGUUGAAGAUACUGGGGACAUAAAUACUGUAAGUGGAGUGAAAAUGGAGGAGAAAUACAGCAGCAACGUCCUUUCUGGAAGUAAACUGGGAAUGGUGGAGGUGCCCAAUUCCAGGUUAACCAGAUACAUCGUUUUACUGGUUGUCUCAAAGGUCCUCAAGGCACUCGGGAUCUUUGAAUCAUACGAUAUCCUAAAAGUUGUUCACAUUGUCCAGUUCAUUUUCAUACUAAAAUUAGGGAGUGCUGUCAUUCUGCUUUUCUUUCAAAAGCCUUUCUCCUCUGGUAAAGUCAUCACAAAAAGACAGUGGAUAAAGUUACUAAAGCACGCCGUUUUCAGCUGUGUUAUAUACCUACUGGGAUUCUUUGGUCUAACUCUCUGUGGACCUCUAAGGACGUUGUUGCUUUUUGAGCACAGUGAUGUGGUGGUCAUCGCUCUCCUCGGUGUGCUGUUUACCAGCUCAGGAGGAGGGCCAUCCAAGACCAGAGGUGCUGCUCUGUUCAUCAUCGCUGUGAUCUGCCUCCUCCUCUUCGAUAACGAUGACCUCAUGGCAAAGAUGGCGGAGCACCCUGAGGGGCAUCAUGACAGCGCUCUCACUCAUUUCCUCUACACUGCCAUCGCAUUUUUAGGGGUUGCAGAUCAUAAAGGAGGUGUUGUGUUGCUGGUGGUCUCCCUGUGUCUAAAGGUGGGCUUCCACACGGCCUCCAGGAAACUGUCAGUGGAAAUCGGAGGAGCAAAACGCCUCUACGCCCUCGACAACCUGGUUUCUUCUAUAGUGCUCCUGCCCUGGGUCAUAGUGCUCUCAGCCACUACAGAAAGUAAAGUAGAAUCGUGGUCGUCCCUCAUCCUGCCUUUCGGGAUGAUCAUCUUCUCCGUGAUGAUCCUGGAGUUUUACGUGGAGGCCGUCUGCAGUGCGAAGAUGGAGACUCCGAGGUGCGCCCGCUACGGUGCCAUCGCCCUCUUCCUCAGCGCCCUGCUGCUGGCCAACUUCUGGACUCACCCGCUGACCGACCAGCUGCGCUCCAUGAGCAAACCGCCCCAGCAGGUCAGCACGGAGCAUGUGCUCUCAGGAGGAGUGAUAGUCAGCGCCGUCUUCUUCAUCAUGUCAUCCAGUAUUCUUUCGUCUCCAUCAAGAAAAGGUCAGAAGGGCACCCUGGUGGGUUACUCACCUGAAGGGACCCCUCUAUACAACUUCAUGGGCGAUGCCCUGCAGCACACAUCACAGUCCCUCCCACGGUUCAUCAAAGACUCCCUGAAACAGAUCCUAGAGGAGUACGACUCCAGACAGAUCUUCUACUUCCUGUGUCUCAACCUGGCUUUCACCUUUGUGGAGCUCUUCUACGGCGUCUGGACCAACAGCCUGGGACUGAUCUCAGACGGCUUCCACAUGCUGUUCGACUGCUCCGCUUUAGUCCUCGGCCUGUUCGCUGCCCUCAUGACCCGCUGGAAAGCCACCAGGAUCUUCUCUUAUGGAUACGGUCGUGUUGAAAUACUUUCUGGGUUCAUCAAUGGUCUGUUCCUGAUGGUCAUUGCUUUCUUUGUCUUUAUGGAGUCAGUCACCCGUUUGUUGGAUCCUCCUAAUAUAAACACAGACAUGCUGACUCCGGUGUCUGUCGGAGGAUUACUGGUCAACCUGGUGGGUAUCUGCGCUUUCAGUCACGCUCACUCCCACGGCGGCAAAAGCUGCUCAUCGCACGACCACGGCCACUCGCACCACGGCCAUUCCCACAGCGAGCACAGCCAUGGAGGUCACGGACAUUCUCAUGGAGGGCACGGUCACGGUGGGCAUGGUCACGGCAGCCACGGUCACAGCAGCCACGGACACGGAGGACACGGGCACUCCCAUGGAUCGGGCGGCGGAGGCAUGAACGCCAACAUGAGAGGCGUUUACCUUCACGUCCUCGCCGAUACGAUGGGCAGCGUCGGCGUGAUCAUCUCCACCAUCCUCAUCCGUCAGUUCGGCUGGUUGAUCGCCGACCCCAUCUGUUCGCUGUUCAUCGCCACACUAAUUUUCCUCAGCGUCAUCCCUCUGCUGAAGGACGCCUGCGAGGUUCUUCUUCUCCGAAGUCCCCCAGAGAAUGAGAAAGACCUGAACAUCGCUCUAGAAAAGAUUGAGAAGAUUGAAGGAGUUUUGUCGUACAGAGACCCUCAUUUCUGGAGACAUUCAGCCAACAUGAUCGCAGGGACCAUCCACCUCCAGAUCAUGUCAGAUGUGGUGGAACAGAGGAUCAUACAGCAGGUGACGGCUAUUUUGAAAGACGCUGGGGUGAAUAAUCUCUCAGUGCAGGUGGAGAAGGAGGCGUACUUUCAGCACAUGUCAGGACUCAGCACCGGAUUUCAUGAAGUUCUUGCUAUGACGCAGCAGAUGGAGUCCAUGAAUUACCUGAAAGAUGGGACGUGUAUAAUGUAACGUUCCAACCUGUGGGACCAAACGAAACUUUAUUGAUUCAAAAACUCAGUCGCUUUUUCAUUGAAAUGUACAGUAUAUGUAUUUGGUUUAAAUAAAUCUGAAUAUAUUGGUUUUA